UGGAAAGAUCAAGUGAAGAGUUUCAUUUCAGUGGUCUGAAAAUCAAAUUGAUGUUUGACAAAAAACUUUGGAAAAACAUAUGAAAGUAAAAGUCUAAAAAACAAAUAAAUAAAAACAAAACAAAACUUAACCCACCAAAUAACAAAACAAAAAAAAUUAAAUUGUGAUAAUUUCAUUUGUGAUAACCAAAUCUGAAUCGUGCAAAAAAAAAACACACACUUUUUUACACGAUAAAUAACUGAUAUAAAAAAACAAAAAAAAAUCAAUAAAUUGAUUCCAAAGGUUUUCUAUUUUACCAUUUGAAAGAAAUAUAUAAAAAAUACAAGCAAAAUGCCUGAGCUCAUCGAACAAAGCAAAAUUAUCUCUGGCAAUGUCUGCGGCUUGCCCCAAUUGCAUAAACUCCGUCAGGAUAAUUGUGGCCUUUAUAGCCAUAUUCGUGGCAUUCCCAUCUCGUAUGGCGAUGUGAAUGCCUUGACUGCUGGAGUCCGCAAUUUCGUGGAGGAAGGCAUCGCUCUGUGCCAGCCCGAUCAGGUGCACAUUUGCGAUGGCAGCGAGCAGGAGAACAAGCUCCUGAUCAAGUCCAUGCUGGAGGCUGGCACCAUUGUUGCCCUGCCCAAGUAUGAGAACUGCUGGUUGGCUCGCACCAAUCCCGCUGAUGUGGCCCGCGUGGAAUCGCGCACCUUCAUCUGCACUGAGGAGCGUGAAGAGACCAUUCCCACGCCCACUGAGGGUGUGAAGGGUACUCUGGGUAACUGGAUUUCACCAUCGGACAUGGAGGCAGCGAUUCAGCAACGUUUCCCCGGCUGCAUGAAGGGACGCACCAUGUUUGUGGUACCCUUCAGCAUGGGUCCAGUGGGUUCUCCGCUCUCCAAGAUCGGCAUUGAGCUGACCGAUUCUCCUUAUGUGGUGGCCUCCAUGCGCAUUAUGACCCGCAUGGGAGCCGCUGUGCUCCAGCAAUUGGCCAAGAAGGAGGAAUUUGUACGUGCUCUGCAUUCGGUUGGCACUCCAGCCAAUGGACAAGUGGAGCAGGAAUCCUGGCCCUGUGAUCCUGAGCGCACUAUCAUCUUGCACAAACCCGCUGAGAACUUGAUCGUCUCCUAUGGCUCUGGCUAUGGUGGCAACUCUCUUCUGGGCAAGAAAUGCUUCGCCCUGCGAAUUGGCAGCACCAUUGCCAAGCGUGAAGGUUGGCUAGCCGAACACAUGCUCAUUCUGGGCAUCACCGAUCCCAAGGGUGUCAAGAAAUACAUCACCGCUGCCUUCCCAUCGGCCUGUGGCAAGACCAACUUGGCCAUGUUGAACCCAUCGCUGUCGGACUACAAAGUGGAGUGUGUUGGCGAUGACAUUGCCUGGAUGAAGUUUGAUUCACAGGGUGUCCUGCGUGCCAUCAAUCCGGAGAAUGGCUUCUUUGGUGUUGCCCCGGGAACCUCCAUGGAAACGAAUCCCAUUGCCAUGAACACCGUGUUCAAGAAUACCAUCUUUACAAAUGUGGCCUCCACCUCGGAUGGUGGCGUCUUCUGGGAAGGUAUGGAGAGCAGUCUGGCUCCCAAUGUUCAGAUUACCGAUUGGUUGGGCAAACCCUGGUCCAAGGAGUCUGGCAAGCCAGCCGCUCAUCCCAAUUCUCGCUUCUGCACUCCCGCCUCUCAGUGCCCCAUUAUCGAUGAAGCCUGGGAAGAUCCAGCUGGUGUUCCCAUCUCUGCCAUGCUUUUCGGUGGUCGUCGUCCAGCUGGCGUUCCCCUCAUCUAUGAGGCUCGCGACUGGACUCACGGUGUCUUCAUUGGCGCUGCCAUGAAGAGCGAAGCCACAGCCGCAGCCGAGCACAAGGGAAAGGUCAUCAUGCAUGAUCCCUUCGCCAUGCGUCCAUUCUUUGGCUACAACUUUGGUGACUACGUGGCCCACUGGUUGAGCAUGGAGAAACGCGGUCAAGUGCCCAAGAUCUUCCAUGUCAACUGGUUCCGCAAGAGCAAUGAGGGCAAAUUCAUGUGGCCCGGAUACGGAGAGAACUCUCGCGUUCUCGAAUGGAUUCUGCGUCGUGUGAAUGGUGAAGCCUGCUUCAAGGAUUCCGCCAUUGGCUAUAUUCCCGCUGAGGGAUCCCUCAAUUUAAAGGGCAUGAAGGAACAAAUCGAUGUGGAGCAAUUGUUCUCCUUGCCCCAAGACUUCUGGCAACAGGAAGUGGAAGAGAUUCGCAACUAUUUCGAGUCGCAGGUGGGCAAAGAUUUGCCCGCUAGCAUCUACAAGGAAUUGGAGCAGCUCACCAGUCGCAUUGCCCAACUGUAAAUUAUACCAGAAAAAGAUGAGAAUUUAUAUAGGACAUCUUUACCCGCCUAUCCAUCAACAUGUUUCCAACACACAUACAUUUUUAUAUAUACAUAUAUACAGGAACACUCUAACAAAUCCUAUAUCCAAACCUGAUAAUCCCUUUUGAAAGUCGUUUCUAUAGCAUUUAAGUUGAAAAACUUCCCAAAACUAUUUAUUUUAUAAGUCAUUUUUAAGGUUUAGCUUUAAGAUGAGAUUAUACAAAAAGAAAAAAAACCUAAAAAAAACAAAAAAUAAAACUAAAUGAUUUUAUAUACAAGAAAA
Messenger RNA from Drosophila willistoni, 2577 nucleotides. Its product is annotated as phosphoenolpyruvate carboxykinase [GTP]. Bases 331 to 2274 code for a protein of 647 amino acids. NCBI's taxonomy places the organism in Eukaryota, Metazoa, Arthropoda, Insecta, Diptera, Drosophilidae. Gene Ontology annotation, biological process: propionate catabolic process; hepatocyte differentiation; cellular response to insulin stimulus. Gene Ontology annotation, molecular function: manganese ion binding; GTP binding; phosphoenolpyruvate carboxykinase (GTP) activity. The record is from RefSeq and is a predicted model, not a curated record. Gene Ontology annotation, cellular component: cytosol. The transcript has 2 exons.